This is a messenger RNA of Cladophialophora psammophila CBS 110553, 1164 nucleotides long. RefSeq lists its product as uncharacterized. The record is from RefSeq and is a predicted model, not a curated record. Gene Ontology annotation, cellular component: mitochondrion. Bases 1 to 1164 code for a protein of 387 amino acids. Gene Ontology annotation, molecular function: metal ion binding; alcohol dehydrogenase (NAD+) activity. NCBI's taxonomy places the organism in Eukaryota, Fungi, Ascomycota, Eurotiomycetes, Chaetothyriales, Herpotrichiellaceae. The transcript has a single exon.
AUGGAUGUCAGCGACGGACACUUAGCGGGCUGCUAUGCCCCUCAAAAGCUCAAACAAAUGCUGUAUGGAUCCAAUGUGGUGGAACAAAAGCUGGUCUCAUGCCUCUCGGGCCCUUCUUCUCGGGCGUUCAUCGUCACGGGAAAUUCGUUGGCCACCAAGACACCGCUCAUCAGGAAAGUAGAAGACAUUUUAACGCCUCCACGCCACGCUGGUACGUUCAGUGGCAUUCAGCAGCACUCGCCUCAUGGUCCGUUGCAAGAAGCCCUGGCCAGGGUGCAAAAGGACCCAACGAUUGACACUCUCAUCAGCGUCGGAGGCGGAAGCCCGAUUGACGCAGCAAAGUCUAUCAUAUACCACAUCGGCACAGACAGUGGCAGAUGGCUCUCGCAUAUAGCAGUACCAACAACCCUGAGCGCGGCAGAAUGCACCGACAUUGGAGGGACGACGAUGAGUGAUGGCCUCAAAAAGGGCAUCCGCCACCCGGACGUCUAUCCGGCUUAUAUCUUAUAUGAUGCCACGUUUGCGCUGCACACCCCCCCUCACCUUCUCUUGACCACUGCAAUUCGAGCUUUGGAUCACGCUGUGGAAGUCCAGUACCACCCUUCGGCGACCUGGAUACCGUGCCAAGUCAUGGCUCUAAACGCGGUAGCAAAUUUUUUCCUAUUAUUACCGAAGUAUAAAGAGAACCCUAAAGAUGAAGAUACUAUCACACGCCUCUUUCUAUGUGCAUACGCAAGCCUAGGAUCUUUAGGACAGAAUUUCAAGGGUUCCGUCGGCUUGAGCCAUACAAUCGGCUAUUCUUUGGGAAGUCCGUACGGGAUCCCACAUGGAGUCACAAGUUGUAUGACGCUGGCUCGAGUCGUCAAAUUGAAGUCUUCAAUGAAUAGUGAAGGUGCGAGACGCAUAGCAGGUAUCCUACCAUUUAUCGGUGGCUUUCCAUCGGGGGAUCAUAGGAAAGAUGGUGAAGAAGUUGGCACGAGAAUCGGCCUAUUGAUCUCUGAUUUAGGUCUCGCAACUACGCUAACUGAGUGGAAGGUCAAUAAGGACCAAAUUGACGUUAUUUGUGAACGAGCGACUGGUGCUUGGAUGCCUGGAGAGGAAAAACUAGCAAGAAGAAAUGAGUUUGUACUAGCUGUAAGGGCUCUGAUAGAAGAUUUGUACUAG